AUGUCGAUAUUUACCAGCUCUAUCUCGGCGGUUUCGUCGUCCAUUGUCGUCUCGAGUUUGGACGGUCGCCGUCGUCGUCGUGUGGACGACGCUGAUGUCCCCGUCGAGCCCAACCUCGACGAGUACGUUCGUACGGCCGACUUCGACAAAGAGUGUCGCGAGAAGGCUCUCAUUUUCGCCAACCCGUCCUCCGACCAGGGCGGUUGCUCCGAGGAUGACCUCUGGGCUAGCGACGACAGUGUCUCGAGCGCCACCACCACUGCCGCGCCCAGCCCGUACGACGUUUCCAAACUCGAAGCCCAUCUUUACUACGCCGGCUUGGGACCCAAGGGACACGGACCCAAGCUCAUCUACAGAACGUCUGAUGACGUUUUUGAAGCACCUUCUGGCCCCGAGGCGUACAAGCGGCUCAUGAGGAUUGUCGCGGUUCCUGAUACCUUCGAGUUUGGUACAGAUGUAACGUGGGAUGGGGUUCGGGAUCAGGUUGUGAUGCUGCUCAACCAGAGGAACAUCAAAGUUACGCUCGUCGAUUUCGUCCGAUUCACUUGGUUGAAGAAGCCAGCGGACCGGGAGAUCGAGGACGACGACGAGGACGAGGACGACGAUGCAAAGGAAGAGGAAGAUUUGAACUACGACGACAUCCCCCGCAUCCAGACCGUCGAGUACGGGGACCGCCAUUACACCAACCCGACAAUCUGGAUUGCAGUCUUGCCCGACACGCUCACCGGGAGCGUCGCCCACGCCUCCUCCCUCGACAUCCGUGCCUACCUCGACUCGCUCCACAUCCAGAACAUCGACAUCGCUUACAGGGAGUCGACCUACAAGCCGUCGCUCGCCCACGCCCACGGCCCAGCCCUUUUCCCCCCAGCCGAAGACGGCGACUCCCUCAAAGACGUCAUUGACAAUGUCUCCGUUGCCCUCAGUCUUCCUAUCGCCGGCCGUAAGACGUCGAUGCAGGGCACUCUGGGCCCUUAUUUCCAUGUGGGGGAGAAGCUCUACGCCAUUACUGUCCGUCAUAACCUCUUCGUGCUCAGCGGAGACAACGACGAGUAUCGCUACCACGAAUCCAUGCCAAAGAAAGAGGUCAUAGUCAUGGGCCGUCUCGCGUUCAACAACUACCUGGCAUCUAUCAAGGCUCUGAUCGGCGCACUUAUCGACACAGCCAAACGUCUCGACAAGAAGAUCACAACGUUCAGAGACCGGGUCGAAAACGGAAUCAACACCGUCGAGUCGCAGAGGAAGCUGACCGAGCACGAGACCGAGCUUGCCAGAAUCCUCCGCAAGAUCGACGAUCUCAAAAUCUUCUUCGUCGAUAUCAAGAGGAAAUGGAGCAAAGGCAAGGACCGAGUUAUUGGAUUUGUCCGCUGGGCUCCCCCCAUUGGUGUCGGCGUCGCCCGUCAUCGGUACACGCGCGACCUCUGCGUCAUCGAGCUUUACAAGGACAAGUUCACGUCUAUGAUGGGGAACGUCUUGAGCCUUGUCACUCAUCUCAGCCGUGCUUCUCCCACCCCUCCCCCCUUUUCUCUUCCAGGUCCUGAGAUGUCCGAGGCGAAGCUCAAGUCGCUAAUUCACGAGCAUGCGGACGUUCCCUCCAAGUUCAAGUACCCCGAAAACGGUCUGCUUAUUCUCGGAAGCAUGCUGAGCACCGACCAAAUCAAGCACCCCGCCAACCUGAACCUCCUCCAAGGCGAUCGCGUAACCGUUCGUCGUGUCCUCAAGCGUGGCUUCGCCACCAACACCACCGUCGGAACCCUCACAAAGUUCAUGUCGUUUGUCCGACAGUACUUCCGGAACGGCAACCAGGAGUCGCUCGGGGUCGCCAUCCUCCCCCACGAGCAGGACUCGGGCACCUUCUCCAGGGGUGGUGACUCGGGAUCCCUUAUCGCCUCACCCGCCGGCGAGUUCGUUGCCCUGCUCACAGGCGGUUGCGGUUCCAGUAAAGGAACGGCGGACUCGGACGCAUCCGACAUCAUCACCUACGCCACGCCCUUUGAGUGGGUGUGGCAACUCGUCAAGACCGAGUUCCCGGAGGCUGACUUGUGUUUUGACAACCUUCAAGAGUUCCUUGCCGACGUGGCCUAG
This is a messenger RNA of Coprinopsis cinerea okayama7#130, 2082 nucleotides long. RefSeq lists its product as hypothetical. Lineage: Eukaryota; Fungi; Basidiomycota; Agaricomycetes; Agaricales; Psathyrellaceae. The record is from RefSeq and is a predicted model, not a curated record. The transcript has 5 exons. The coding region runs from base 1 to 2082 and encodes 693 amino acids.